Molecule: messenger RNA, 3517 nt
Organism: Scomber japonicus (chub mackerel)
Lineage: Eukaryota; Metazoa; Chordata; Actinopteri; Scombriformes; Scombridae
Gene: gramd4a
Product: GRAM domain containing 4a
Exons: 19
Coding region: 260-2107 (615 amino acids)
Biological process (GO): apoptotic process; negative regulation of toll-like receptor 9 signaling pathway
Source: RefSeq, a predicted model, not a curated record
CAGUGCUGGUCAGGGCUGCUCUCUCUAGGGAGGAGGGACGCAACUGGUAUUUUUUUCCCCUCUCUCUUCACACAGUCUGUCUAACCGCCCAGCACUCAGCAGAAGACGACAUAUAGUCGGUGAGCGGUAACUAGCGGAUAUAGUCGGGAUGGAUGGACCAAGUCAGCAGGUUUCGCCGUGAGCUUGGCGUUAAUGUGAACGUCCUGAGCAGCAGGUGUAACUGAAGGAUAAAAGCUGACUAAAGGCAAUCUCAGUGUUCAUGAAACUUUGCUACGAUUUACGUGCUGGGGUUGCCGUCCGCCAUGUUAAGGUAAAGCCCAGGUGUGCGGUGUUGACCAUGCUAAAGCGCCUGGACAAGAUCCGCUUCCGAGGCCCCAGGACGAGAGAGGAUUUCCCGGAUCUGGCCGAGUCGCCACCCGCCUCCGACACCGAAUGUAGCGACGACGUGCAGCUGAAGCCCAGAGCAGUUCCUCGAGACACAGAGGAACUCCUGCGAGACCCUGCAGGUUCGGGGUCUCCUAUCAUGGCUGCGGCCAUCCAGGACUUCCAGAGAUCGGAGUCAGACCGACUCAACGAAGUCAAAGGUCACCUGGAAAUUGCCUUAUUGGAGAAACAUUUCCUACAGGAGGAGCUGAGGAAGCUGCGGGAAGAGACGAAUGUGGACUCUUUGCGGCAGGAGCUGGAGAGAGAGCGAAGCAAGCGGCUAGACUUGGAGCAGAAGAUGAAUGAGGUGCUCAAAUCCAGGCUGGAGGACUCUCCGCCACAACCUCCCCGAAAACAGCAGUCGCCCUCUAACAAUGGAACAGCGGAGAAGCAGCAGCCGCAGCAGCAGAAGGAGGUAUGGAGUUCGCGGCUGCAGAAGUGGCUGUACGAGCGCUUCGGGGUUUACAUCGAAGACUUCCGCUUCCAGCCGGAGGAAAGCACCGUGGAGACAGAGGAACCGCUAAGUGCUAAAAGGUUGACAGAAAAUAUGAGGCGACUCAAGCGAGGAGCCAGACCUGUCACCAACUUCUUAAGGAACCUCUCCGCCUUAUCUAAUUGGCACUCCGUCUACACCUCAGCUAUUGCCUUCAUUAUCUACAUGAAUGCUGCUUGGCAUGGCUGGGCCAUUCCCAUGUUACUCUUCCUGGCUAUCCUGCGCUUGUCCUUAAAUUACCUCAUCGCCAGAGGUUGGAGGAUCCAGUGGAGCAUUGUGCCUGAGGUCUCGGAGCCCAUGGAGCCUUCAAAGGAAGACUUGACUGUAUCUGAGAAGUUCCAGCUUGUACUUGAUGUUGCACAAAAAGCACAGAACCUUUUCGGUAAGAUGGCGGAUGUGUUAGAGAAGAUAAAGAACCUCUUCAUGUGGGUGCAGCCGGAGAGCACUCGGAAACUUUACAUCUGCCUGUGGGUGACUUUCAUCACCUCCUGCGUCCUGCCAUACAAACUGUUGGGCUUCAUGAUGGGCCUGUACGCCGGUAUCAAGUUCUUCAUCAUAGACUUCCUGUUUAAGAGCUGUCCGAAACUGCGGGACAAGUACGACACGCCCCACAUCGUGUGGAACAACCUCCCCACCGACCCCCAGCUCAAGGAGAGGACCAACGCCACUGUGUCACGGCGGGUUCAGCCAGUGGCGUCUCGGAGCAGCCUCGCCACCGUGCCGUGCGGCGUGAGCAGAGAGGAGGAGGCAGGUCGCUUGCACAGCACCAAGAAGGGAGCCUUCCAUGAGGUCUUCAAUCUGUCGGAGUCGGAGCGCCCCCUGGCGGUAUGUGAGAACGGCUGGAGGUGUUGCCUGAUAAACAGAGACAGGAAGAUGCCCACUGACUACAUCAGGAAUGGAAUGCUUUAUGUCACAGAGAAUUACUUGUGCUUCGAGAGCUCCAGCUCACGAUCCGGCUCCUCCAAGAAGAAUAAAGUUAUCAAGCUGGUGGACAUCACUGACAUACAAAAGUACAAAGUGCUUUCAGUCCUACCAGGAAGUGGGAUGGGCAUCUCUAUAGCGACUCCUUCUACUCAGAAGCCACUGGUGUUCGGUGCCAUGAUCCACAGAGACGAGGCUUUCGAGGCCAUCUUCACCCAGUACAUGAAGAUCAUGACCACCACCAAACCGCCGGCCAACGCAGAGCUGUAGACAGCCUGCGUCAUAGGCAACACAUCUCAAAUCUGGGGGGCAGAUAGAGCCUCCUUGAGUUUCAACUGGACCGGAAGAUACUUUGAAACACAGCACUCCUCCUCCUUCUUGCGACGGGCCUCGGCUUCCUCAUCGACGCUCACCGCCCAGCUUUUUGAUUGACGGAUUUCCUGUUUAGGCCACGUCGGAGGGGGUGAUAUGUGGGCGCAUCAGCUACACGUGUAGUUUGGAUUUAGUGAUGACACACUUCUUGCAGGGGGGCGCCAGGGGGGGAAAAAAAACGGGACAAAUUCCACCAACUGGAUCUAGGAGGAGCAAGGAUCGGUGUGGUUUUUAUCAAUCAAGUGAUGAAGGCCUGCGAGGGGCGGUAGGGGCUGGUUCCCCUAUCCCACCUGACUGACCAACUGACUGGCUUCCUGAUGUAGUCGUUUCCGUGUUUGCAUGUGUGAGCGUGUGUAUGUGUGGGCAGAAAAAUUGUCUUAAAAGUUAUGUCAAGUAUCUCUUUUCUCUCUUUACUCGUCAGUCGGUGAAGAGACUUCUGCUACGGUAGGAAGAAUUCAAAAAGUGCUCAUACAUAAAAACUAAUAUAAGUAAAAAAAACAACAAUAUCAUAAAACACCUGGAAGAUUAAAAAAAAAAAGGAAAAAAAAAAGUUCUUUAGGCUGCCAGACAUCUGUAGAAACCAAUAUGUAAGUUUAGCUUUAUAAAUCACUGCGAAAAACAACUGUCAGUGUUGAAGUUUAUAGAAGCUGGCCGAUCGGUGCCUAGCCCAACAAAAUUCUAGUCGUGUGAGCAGUCAGUGAUUGUGUAUUAGCUGUGAACAUGUCAGAUCACUAUUUAUCUGACACAAAGCCUUUCUGUUAGUUUACAUUGCUGCUGUCUAAUAUUUUGAGUUUUUUUUCCUUCUUCUUUAUAGACAGACACAUCUCAGCAGCAACAGUACGUCUUUUUUUUUCUCAGUCGUCUCGUUAACACAAAAUCUGCCGCGCUCAGCAUCCGCUUCGGUGUUUGUAAGUGUGCGUAACGUGUAGUGAAAUCUUCUCUUUUUCUUUUUUUUUUUUGUUCUUCUUUUUCAGAAAUGCCUUUCUUUUCGUCGUCUUUUCGUAACAGCCUUUUUUUUGGGAUGAGCAAACCUGUCCGGGAGCUGCUGAUUGUGUCAGAAACGAGAGCACAAGCACUGUUAAGACGGUUUAAACACUGACUGCCAUGUAGAGUAGAGUUUCAGGCACAGAGGAGAACACAAAACUCCCCUGUCUAAGCUUCUCAUUUAAAGGCACAAUCUGUAAAUAUAUAGAGAUUUUUUUUUUGUUUUUUGUUUUCCAUCAGCGGUAUUUCUCCCCUGCACUUUAUUAGAAAAUUAACUGGCAUUCCUGACAUUAAUGUUGGCCAAAAAAAAAACAAAAACAAAAA